Molecule: messenger RNA, 1152 nt
Organism: Fonsecaea multimorphosa CBS 102226
Lineage: Eukaryota; Fungi; Ascomycota; Eurotiomycetes; Chaetothyriales; Herpotrichiellaceae
Exons: 1
Coding region: 1-1152 (383 amino acids)
Biological process (GO): protein quality control for misfolded or incompletely synthesized proteins; mitochondrial protein processing
Cellular component (GO): mitochondrial inner membrane
Molecular function (GO): metalloendopeptidase activity
Source: RefSeq, a predicted model, not a curated record
AUGUUCACCUUCCGGGUAUUCCAGCGAGCUGCCAGUCAAGCAGCUCGCCCACGUUUCCAACCCCCUUCCAGUACUAUUCUCAGGUUGGGACAAGCUUCACGCUUUCAACCACGACGGUCAGCGUCUUGGGGCUCGAAUCCGCGUUAUAAGCGAUUUGGGGAAGGGACUGGAAAUGGGCAGGGACAGGGCCAGGGGCAGCGAUGGAGCAACUUUGGUCCCGUCUAUCGCAUGCAGUACAUUUGGCGGAAUUACCAGAGGCCGCUGACUGUGGUCGGGGUGGGCGGCGGAGUGUUCUAUGUCUACAACCUCGAAGAGGUCCCUGUCACUCACCGACGACGCUUCAAUCUGAUGUCUCCGGCGGCAGAGAAGGAACUGUUCGGUGGAUCUGACAUGUACAAAUCUGUCCUGCAAGAAUUCCAAGGCAAAGUCCUUCCGUCCGACCACCCUCAAACCAUGCAAGUCGCCAAAGUUAUUGAAAAGUUGCUUCCAACCACUCGCGGUCUGGCAGGCGACGACUGGCGGGUCCAUGUCAUCAAUGACCCUGGCCAGAAGAACGCGUUUGUCAUGCCUGGCGGAAAAGUCUUUGUCUUCUCGGGAAUUCUGCCCAUUUGCGAGAGCGAGACUGGCCUUGCUGCCGUCUUAGGUCACGAAAUCGCCCACAACGUCGCCCAUCACGCCGCGGAGAGAGCCUCAAGGUCAAGCAUCGUCCUCGUUGCUGCUUUGGCCGUUUCUCUCGUCUUUGAUAUCAGCGGCCAAUCCGGACGUGCCAUCGCUGAGUUGUUGCUGUCUCUUCCGAAUUCGAGAACGCAGGAAGCCGAAGCCGACCGGAUAGGCCUCCUCAUGAUGGCCGAGGCUUGCUACGACCCCCGAGGAGCCUUGGACUUUUGGCAACGCAUGAGCAAAGCAUCAGAAUUUGAACCUCCGCAGUUCUUGUCCACCCAUCCGAGCAACUACAACCGUGCCGAGCAGAUCAAGAAGUGGCUCCCAGAUGCCGAGAGAGUAUAUGCUGAUACAGGGUGCGGCACUGCAAGCGGUUAUGCGGAUGCCUUCAAGCAAGCUCUGACAAUGCAACAGCCCGGACGGGAGGGCCAUGUCAGACAGCAACGACCCAUAAUGGUGGGACGGAAUGACGACGACGACGAUUUCUUUUGA